Plasmodium coatneyi is the source of this 2955-nucleotide messenger RNA. RefSeq lists its product as uncharacterized. The transcript has a single exon. NCBI's taxonomy places the organism in Eukaryota, Apicomplexa, Aconoidasida, Haemosporida, Plasmodiidae. The record is from RefSeq and is a predicted model, not a curated record. The coding region runs from base 1 to 2955 and encodes 984 amino acids.
AUGGACACCCCACCUGACGUCGAAUCAGCCUUUCUAAUUUACAAUUUUGAAACGAGUCCAAUUCGAAAUGCUGAAAAAUCAAGCAUCAUAAAGCAAUUUAACAAAAAAAUUAGGAGACAUGAAAAGGUCCUACUAAACAGCCACUACAAACAUGUGAAUAAUUUUUCCUACUCUACAGACAUAUUUCACAAUUUUUAUAAAAUAACAGAAUACUAUCUUUUAAAAUAUGUUAACAGUAUCAUUAUCGAUUCUACCCUAUUUUUUAAGUGCGUUCACCAGGUAAAAAGUGGCUCCUCUGGUUUGGCCCAAAAUGAUGAAGACAGGUUACAAAAGGGUCAUUGCCCAAGUGAGGAACCUGAGGAGGGGAACAAACUGGUGGGAAAUUUGAAAACCAACAGUGACGUGCCAGCCGACUUUACCUUUGAUUGUGUAAUUCUGCGCAACUUUGUAGAAAAUUUCAAACGGGUGAACAGUUCAAGUGUGCGAAUUUCCAAGCCGGGUGGAAAGGAAAACAAAAAAGGAAAGUCGCAAAAGGAAGACAUUAGUGAAGAUGAAAACGGGGGAAGUACCACCAACAAUGCAGAAGCCAACCCUAGAGGAGGCACAGAGGACACUCAAUAUUGCCCAUUUAGAAAGUCCUUCCUAUACGAACUGUGCGAAGUGUACAGCCGCUUCCAUAACAAGAAAAACAGAAUGAUAUGUAUUACCAAAAUUUUCCGCAAAAUUGUUACCAGGAAGCAAAUUAGACAAUUCAUAUGCGAAAAUGAUAAGAGGAAAAAAAAAAAUUACCUACGAUUCUUUCUCAAUUUAUCUUUGGGUAUUUUUAUAUACCUCUACAUGCACAGGUACAUCAAAAAGAACUACAGAAAUGUAGAAUUUUUUAUAUUUUUGAAUACCCCCCAAAAUUUUCAACACAUAUAUGUCAACAUGGUGCCCCACAUGGGAAAGGAACAAAUGUAUAGCUUCGCCAAGUUCGUAAAAUCGCUAAACAUCCGAAUGUUUCGAUACGUGUACAUAACGUUCUUUGUGAACAUAUACAAGUACGUUAACUUAAUAUACAACGUCACGCUUUUGACGCUUUAUAACUAUUUUAAAUACUUAAAUGAGGGCAUGAAGAGGGAAAAGGAGUCACUCCCACUGGAAAGGGAAGAACAAAUGGAGGAGGGAACAUACCUGACGGGGGUCCAGCCGAACAUAUGCGCCAAUGACACAACAUUGGAAGGAAGCAACCGCAGCAGUGAAAAAAACUCACCGAAUGAGGAUAACCAAGCCAAUUCGCUCAGAAAGAACAUGCAAAACAACCAAAACGGGUUGAAAAGAGACGUAGACACAGAAAGCGCUGCACCAAAUAUACAGCAAAACUGUGAACGGGUGAAUAGCUCAAUCGGUGAAAAGUCCCCAAACGAACUGAAUUACAAAAGGGAAACGGAAGAUACAUCAACUUGGAGUGGAAGACAACACUACAAACCAACCCCCCCUAACUGCAGCGAAGAACAUACCCACGAAAUCAUCCUCAGCUGUUACGUUUACCUUUUCAUAUUCUACCACUACAUAAGGGAAACCAGAAAAAGGAUGAAAUCAGAAAUUCUGAGGAUACAAAAUGAUGUUAAAAAAAUGAUUGCCUUAUUUGUUAAAAUAUAUGACAUAAAUAAAAAAGGCAAUAAUAAUGAGAACGGGACCAUGGGUGAAUACACCAAGGACGGGACAGACGAUUUGCUUGGCAGUCUAUCCAGCAGCGGGGACCCCACAAACCCUACUGCCAAUCCUGUGCAUUCCCUACAUUUUAACUUCAUACAAAUGAGCAAAUGCUACAGAAGCUGCGUAAAAAGGAAUUAUGAACUCAUCAAAUCGGUUCACAUGUUCCAUUUAUUAUUAAAACAUUUUUACAAAUACUUCCCCAUUUUGAAUGUAAAAAAUGAUAAGUGCAUCAUAUACAAUUAUUCAAAUAAGCAUUUUAUACAUUACGCCAAAAUGGUUGAGAAAAAUGGAUGCAUCGAAAAUAUACUCUGUACCGAAGAAAAAAAUAGACAGAAGGGAAGUGGAAACAACCCCCCUUUGGACGUCUUUAAAAAUGUGAAGGAUUACGAGUUGGAUUUUUUUUACUUCCACGAGAAGAACGACGAAGAGGAAAUAAUCAAAGAUUUAGUGCAGAGCAGGGAAGAGGAAACUUUUGACCAUUUAUUUCGGGCUGGUCAAGGGGACAAAGUUUCGUCUGCUGAAUUUCCGCGAGUAUCUGCGGAGGGGCAUCCCGUAAGCGAGAGCGAAGGCAUAAAUGAGCAAAAAGAUGAGGAAGACACACUGGGUGAAGACUCCCUGGAACCCUCGAAAGGCAUUUUCUUAAAUUGCGUUAACAAUGGCCUGGAUGGUCUUCUGCUCAGAGCUGGCGCAGAAAUGGGGGGCACUCCGGGGAAAACGCAACGAGACGGAUACGCUUCAAUAGCGCACAACUCAGGCAGUGACAAUAUUUGCGAUCCGCACUCUUCUCACAACGGUGCCAAUUUUGCUACCCUAAGAAAGAGCCCCAUACUGCAGCUUUUACAGAGUAAUAUAAAAAUUUACCGCAAAAUAGCUGCCGUGAUGGAAACCUUCUCCAGCAGCACAUUCGAAGGAACAAUAAAAAAUUGCCUAGAUGACUUGAACAGAUAUAAUGAAAACGCCCUGAAAAUCUACGACGAUAACAUUUUCGACAUGCAACACAAAAUUGAAAGAGAGUCCACCCUGGAGAGUGAAGAGUCAAGAAGAAACAAAAAGCUAUUACAAGUGAAAAUCUUUUUGGACUAUGAAAAACUGUAUACGAAAAAAACGGUUGAGACGCAAACACCUGUUUCUUUUUUUAGAAAAGAAAAGGUCAUUCAAAUUCCAAAGGAUGAAGGAGUUUCCACAACAUCGGAACAGUACAUACAGGCGAAAAGGGUGGAGAAUCCUAUUUUUUAUUUGAAAGAUAUAUACGAUUAA